Periconia digitata is the source of this 309-nucleotide messenger RNA. Lineage: Eukaryota; Fungi; Ascomycota; Dothideomycetes; Pleosporales; Periconiaceae. The record is from the annotation of a GenBank genome assembly.
UGCUCGUAAUCCAUGGCCUGCAAAGGUACAACAGAGGCGACAGCAAAAAUCGGGUUCCUCACCACUCCCCCCACAUUGCACACUUUUCCCUCUACCAAGUUGCCCGCAGCAGGUGCUCUUCUGAGACUCCCAUCGAUCGAUGGAGUGCGUGGCUGUAGUUGUCGUAUGAUGCCUGACCAGCCACGCUCUUCGUCACAUAUACCAAUCCUAGUUUGCCUGAACUCAGACUCGGAUGUCGCCUGGAACCACAGGGGGGGAAGGGGAAAGGAAGCGACAGACGUCACAUACAGUUCGUGUAUGAGCUUCUAG